This is a messenger RNA of Penicillium riverlandense, 2928 nucleotides long. RefSeq lists its product as uncharacterized. Gene Ontology annotation, molecular function: phosphatidylinositol binding. Bases 1 to 2928 code for a protein of 975 amino acids. Gene Ontology annotation, cellular component: intracellular membrane-bounded organelle. NCBI's taxonomy places the organism in Eukaryota, Fungi, Ascomycota, Eurotiomycetes, Eurotiales, Aspergillaceae. The record is from RefSeq and is a predicted model, not a curated record. The transcript has 2 exons.
AUGGAUCCGUCCGAUAAUAAUAAUAAUAAUGCCACCAAACCCGCGCCAUCCCUGGAUCCGGAGUCACCGGUCAAGAGCGCGCCCAGCAAUGGCGACACUCGGUCUCAACCCUCCAUUGCCGGCGUUGCAGUACCCCAGGAACUUAUCGAUUACUCUCUCAACUUCCUCUCCACGUCCAGCAACGAGCGCCUCCUCGGCGUAUUCGCUGCUCUGGCCCUGGCCACCUACAUCAUACUCGGUAGAAUUGGGCUGCUCCUGAUCGGAGUCGCCGUGGGGGUCAUCCUGCAUGCCUCCUGGGAGGGACCCGACCUGGAUGCGAAGGGCGAAGGGUCGCGCGCACGGAAAUCCAGCAAGCGCAAAGAGCUUGCGCUGGAAUUGUCCAACAGGUUGCUCGACUGGCAGGCUCGGAACAUCCCUGCAGAGGCUGAAAAUGAAAAGGCCGCGCCAUUGAAUGCGCUGGAGGAUUUGUCGAGCCUAGACUUGGAAUACUCGACCUUCCAGCCCGCGACGGGUGCGGCGUUGAGGGCGCUCACCGAUGCAGUCAUCAAAGACUAUGUGAAAUACUGGUACGAGCCGAUUCUACCCUCUGAAUCGACCUUCCCACUAUCCUGCCGACGCAUCUUGACUCAUUUCAUCACUUCCAUAUCCUCUCACGUCUCGCGCAAGCGAACCGAGGACACCUUUCUUCAAUUCCUGACCAACUCCUCGUCCAUCAUCAUCGUGUUCCUGAAUGAACUCGCUGCGGCGUUUGCGGCUGUCCCUUCUGCGUCUAUGGAAGCCGAGAAGGUUGUGGAGCACUACCUUAUGCAAUCCCCAGAUAGCAGUUUGGCAAAUAUUCUGUCCGGGCAACAGCAGCGCAAGAAGCUGAACAUGAUAGCGGAUGAUAUCCUGUCCAGCUACCUCGAGUCCAAAUCGUACAGUUGCUCCUCGGUCCGAGACUUUUGUCGUGAGGUGUUUGCAGGUCUUGUCCUCGAGUCCACCGUCAUCAGCAUGGCUCGCCCCGAAUUCAUCAAUGGGUGGAUCAUCUAUCUUCUUGAAGACGGAGAGUCUGAAAUCAUGCAUGCGAUCGAUGCUGGUGUCGAAGGUGCACGGAAUCAGGGUGUCAGUGCGCCUCUGAGCAAUCCAACUUUGGACUCGACGCCCAAAUCGACCGAAAACCGGCGGAGCCAGGUGAAUAAAGACACGGAAGAAGCGAUGUUUGAGGCAAAGCGGUUGAGCGCACUAAUGGCAUCUCAAGAUACGCACAUCGUGGACCCUGCUGAACGGCCGCCUGAAGUCAAUCAGCCCCUCGAGAUCUCUACUCUCGGUGCCGACAACCCGCAGGAGUCGGUUGCAGGCACAGUGAAGAGUGACGGAGGCGUCAACGCCAGUCAACCAACUUCUCCUUCCUUGCCACAUUUGACCCUGCACGGCGCACUUGUAUUGGUGGAUUAUAGUUCUACAGCCAAUGACAAAGGAACCAUCAAAUCGCGACCGUCGGGAGAUUAUAUGCUACAAGUUGAACCCGCAUCCAGCGGAUCCACUGGAUGGAUGGUAUUCCGAAAAUACUCGGAUUUUCAGUCUCUUCAUGAAAUGCUCGAGACCGUUUCACGGCUGAACCGGAUUCAAGCCUUUUCCGAGCGGUACCCUACCCUGCCCCACUGGAAAGGUAAAACGAGGCAAGGUCUGGCUCGGGAGUUGGAGAAGUAUCUGCAGGAUGCCUUGAAGCACGAAUCCCUUGCCGAAACCGACCGCAUACGACGAUUCCUGGAGAGAGAUGGUGGCUCCGGCAGCGAAGCGGCCAGUGCUGCCAAGCCCGGGUUUUCUUUCCCCAACCAAACCGCCUUUGAGAACAUGGGCAAGGGCGUCCUGGGCGCGCUCACCAAUGCUCCCAAGGGCGUGGCCGGGGGUGGCAAAGCCGUCUUCGAUGGAGUGACCGGGGUAUUCGGGGGUGUCGCUGGAAACAGUCGAAAGCCUGCUAGUACUACCGCGCCAUCAUCAUCCCAUCUACCGAGUCUGUCGAAAACUGAUAGUGAGCCCCUAUCCGUCACUGGAAGCACCAGCGGCCCAAGCCGUGCGGCUUCAUAUGACGCAGACCGCCAGUCUAGUGACCGCCCCAUGUCUAUGCUAUCCAGUGAACCGGGAGGGUCUCCUGCGCUGGUGCCUUCUCCGAGUGAUUCUUCCUUUGAAUUUACCAAGGCUGAAUCUUCGAGGGAUCUAUCGGCCGGUGAAAUCACCGAUGAUGCAAAACAGACAAUGAAUCAAAGCGAUGUUCAGGCCUCUGCGUCGACGCUCGCACAUUCAGAUGGCCGCAUCUCGCUGGAUUCUACUAGCCGUCCCUCGGGACUAGAUCCGAAAGAGAGUACCGAAAUCUCUUCAUCCGUGAGCGGGCCAGCUCCUGAGCACGGUGAGCCUGCUGCUACUGCCACUCAAGGAACCCGCAAGCAGGGUAGCCCUAUCACAGCCGACGAGACUCAGAUCGCAGUAGAGCUGAUCUUUGCUGUUAUCAACGAGCUCUACACCCUGUCCUCUGCAUGGAACAUCCGCCGGACGCUGCUGAACGCGGCCAAGUCAUAUAUUUUGCGCCCUGGAAGCCCGACCUUGGAGACGAUCCGCACUCUGCUGCAGGACUCGAUGAUCGAGGCCCAUACGUCGGACGAGGCGCUGGGGGAGUAUCUCACCAAGCUUCGGGAGAAUGCGCUCCCCACAGAGGAAGAACUAGGCGCCUGGCCUCCGCCACCCAGCGAAGAGGAGAAAGCCGAGCUACGGGAGAAGGCGCGGAAGCUCUUCGUGCAGAGGGGGAUCCCUCAGGCGCUGACGAGUGUUAUGGGGGCGGCUGCCAGUCGGGAGGCGCUGGAGAAGAUCUUUGACAGUCUCCAGGUGGACACGGUGGCCCGGGGCUUUGUGUUCUCGAUCAUGCUGCAGGGUUUGCGGGUGCUCGCCCUCUGA